AUGGAACAUACAUAUCAAUAUGCGUAUAUAAUACUCUUUCUUCCACUUCCAGUUACUAUGUCAAUAGGAUUUGGACUUCUCUUUGUUCCGACAGCAACAAAAAAUAUUCGUCGUAUGUGGGCUUUUGUUAGUGUUUUACUGCUAAGUAUGGUUAUGGGGUUUUCGGUCAAUCUGGCUAUUCAGCAAAUAAAUGGAAGUUUUAUCUAUCAAUAUCUAUGUUCUUGGACCAUCAAUAAUGAUUUUUCCUUAGAGUUCGGAUACUUGAUCGAUCCACUUACUUCUAUUAUGUCAUUACUAAUUUCUACUGUUGGAAUCAUGGUUCUUAUGUAUAGUGACAAUUAUAUGUCUCACGAUCAGGGAUAUCUGAGAUUUUUUGCUUAUAUGAGUUUUUUCAAUACUUCCAUGUUGGGAUUAGUUACUAGUUCCAAUUUGAUACAAAUUCAUAUUUUUUGGGAACUAGUGGGAAUGUGUUCCUAUUUAUUAAUAGGUUUUUGGUUCACACGACCAAUUGCAGCAAGUGCUUGUCAAAAAGCUUUUGUAAUUAAUCGUGUAGGUGAUUUUGGUUUAUUAUUAGGAAUCUUAGGUUUUUAUUGGAUAACAGGUAGUUUAGAAUUUAGAGAUUUGUUCGAAAUAGUUAAUAACUUGAUCCAUAAUAAUGGGGUCAAUUUAAAAUUUGCUAUUUUAUGUGCCUGUUUAUUAUUUCUUGGUGCAGUUGCUAAAUCCGCACAAUUUCCCCUUCACGUGUGGUUACCUGAUGCUAUGGAGGGACCUACUCCCAUUUCGGCUCUUAUUCAUGCUGCUACUAUGGUAGCAGCCGGAAUUUUUCUUGUAGCACGACUUCGUCCUCUUUUUAUAGUCAUACCUUACAUAAUGAAUCUCAUUUCUUUAAUAGGUAUAAUAACACUAUUAUUAGGAGCUACUUUGGCUCUUGCUCAAGGAGACAUUAAAAGAAGUUUAGCCUAUUCGACAGUGUCUCAAUUGGGUUAUAUUAUGUUAGCCCCAGGUAUAGGUUCUUAUCGAGCUGCUUUAUUUCAUUUGAUCACUCAUGCCUAUUCUAAAGCUUUAUUGUUUUUGGGAUCCGGAUCUAUUAUUCAUUCAAUGGAACCCGUUGUUGGAUAUUCGCCGGAUAAAAGUCAGAAUAUGGUUCUUAUGGGUGGUUUAAAAAAAUAUGUUCCAGUUACAAGAAUCACGUUUUUAUUAGGUACACUUUCUCUUUGUGGUAUUCCACCUCUUGCUUGUUUUUGGUCCAAAGAUGAAAUUCUUACUGAUAGUUGGUUGUAUUCACCAAUUUUCGCAAUAAUAGCUUAUUUCACAGCAGGAUUAACCGCAUUUUAUAUGUUUCGAGUGUAUUUACUUACUUUUGAUGGCUGUUUGCGCGUUCAUUUUCAAAAUUAUAGUAGCACUAAGCGUAGCUUGUUCUGUUCAAUGUCUGUAUCUGUAUGGGGGAGAGAACCACUUAAAAUAGACAAUGAAAAUUUACCUUUCUUAAUCUUAAAAAGAAAUAUUAAUAAUAAGGUAUUCUUUUUUUCAUUUUUUUCAAAGGGUACAUAUAAAAAUAAAAUUUAUAAUAAUGUAAUAAAUCGGAUGCAAUACUUUCGUACGUACUUUCAAAAUAAAUACACUUACAUGUAUCCUCAUGAAUCGGAAAAUACUGUGCUAUUUCCUCUGCUUGUAUUAGUACUAUUUACUUUGGUCGUUGGAUUAAUAGGAAUUCCUUUUGAUCAAGGAGUAAUAUAUUUUGAUAUAUUAUCGAAAUGGUUAACUACAUUGACAAACCCUUUCCAAAAGAAUUCUGUGGAUUGGUACGAAUUUUUGACGAAUGCUAUUUUUUCAGUAAGUGUAUCCCUUUUCGGACUAUUCAUAGCAUCCAUUUUCUAUGGGUCUGUUUAUUCAUCUUUCCAGAAUUUGAACUUAAUCAAUUUUUUUGUAAAAAGGAGACCUAGGAGAAUUCUAUUGGAUCAAAUAAAAAAUGUAAUAUACAAUUGGUCAUAUAAUCGUGGUUACAUAGAUAUUUUUUAUACUAAGGGCUUAACUAUGAGUAUAAGACGAUUGUCCAAAUUAAUUCAGUUUUUUGAUAGAUAUAUAAUUGAUGGAAUUACAAAUGGGAUUGGUGUUGCAAGUUUCUUUCUCGGGGAAGGGAUAAGAUAUAUAGGCGGGGGGCGAAUAUCGUCUUAUUUAUUCUUGUAUUUAUCUUAUGUAUCAAUAUUUUUCAUAUUUUAUCAAUAUUUUUAUUUUUGA
Dioscorea cayenensis subsp. rotundata (Guinea yam) is the source of this 2238-nucleotide messenger RNA. Lineage: Eukaryota; Viridiplantae; Streptophyta; Magnoliopsida; Dioscoreales; Dioscoreaceae. The record is from the annotation of a RefSeq genome assembly.